This is a messenger RNA of Nematostella vectensis (starlet sea anemone), 2296 nucleotides long. Its product is annotated as homologous-pairing protein 2 homolog. Gene Ontology annotation, biological process: homologous chromosome pairing at meiosis; meiotic joint molecule formation; meiotic strand invasion involved in reciprocal meiotic recombination. Gene Ontology annotation, molecular function: recombinase activator activity; double-stranded DNA binding. Lineage: Eukaryota; Metazoa; Cnidaria; Anthozoa; Actiniaria; Edwardsiidae. Bases 121 to 759 code for a protein of 212 amino acids. The record is from RefSeq and is a predicted model, not a curated record. The transcript has 11 exons. Gene Ontology annotation, cellular component: condensed nuclear chromosome; DNA recombinase auxiliary factor complex.
ACUCAUCUGGGAAUGCGCGUAGAGCGCCUGGUGAAAUAAGUGUUCCCGCGUACUUUUGAAAACAAUUCUAAAACAAAAUAACAAGGUUUUGAUGCCAAAUCGCAGCUGUUUCACUGUAAAAUGAGCAAGAAAAAGGAUUCAGAAGCUGCCGAUGCAGUGUUGUCAUACCUUGUAAAAAAUAACAGACCGUACAGUGCAGUUGAUAUAUUUACAAAUCUGCACAAAGAAUAUGGGAAAACGGCUGUCCAAAGAUCAUUGGAAAGCUUAGCAUCAGAGGAUAAAAUACAAGAAAAAGUUUAUGGCAAACAGAAGGUUUAUGCUCCCAAACAGGACCAGUUUUCAGAUUAUGAUGAGGGUGAAAUAAAGAAAAUGGAUUCACAGAUUGCUUCUUUGCAACAGAAGUUAAAAGAGCUUCAAGAUAAAUUCAAUCAACAAGAAAAUGAGCUGAAAAAACUAAAUAGCAGUCUUACAACUGAGCAAGCUCAAACACAGUUAGAUGAAUUAUCUAAAAAGUGUGACAACUACAAACAGCGAUUAACCAAAAUGAAAUCAGCCGACAAUCAUGUAUCUCCUGAAGUGAAAGACCAGAUCCACAAAAAUCACAAGCAAUCUGUAACAAUGUGGAGAAAGAGAAAGAGAAUGUGCACAGACAUUUUGAACUCAAUCUUGGAGGGAUAUCCCAAGCCUAAGAGACAGCUUAUAGAAGAUGUUGGUCUUGAGACAGACGAAGACUAUGGCGUGGUCUUACCUAGCAUCUAGCUAAAGCAGACAGACCAUUACCAUCACAUAUAGGUCACGCAGAUAUUGCUAGUGGGGGCAGAAGCGGUCAGUAGGUUGAGAGAAUGAAAAAUGGUACUUUCUCUAUUUUAGGCAGUCUAGCAGUCGUUACCCUGAUCUUGGGUGAAUAAUCAUUUAGUUAAUUCCAAAUCAUUAUGUUAGAUAUUUCACCACUAGGAUCAAAACUGGCACAUCAAAUGUUACAAUAGUCCAGAUUAAUGAUCCAGAUGGAUAAAACAGAUGGAUUAGGAUGCAUGAAUACAGUACAAGCCUUGGUCUGGGACAAAUUCCAUAAUGCAAAAAAUUGUGAAUACUUCUAUGAUCUUCCUAAAUUAUUCCUGGUCUAUUUGCAAACCGUUAACUCUAAGCAGAGGUUUGCACUGUAUUUAUACAUCCUUAGGGACUAUGACCAGCAGACAUAGUGGCAUUCUAACCUAGACUAUAUUCAGUUGGUAUAUUAUCAGCAUAUUAGCCUGGCUGUUUUGUUAUAUAAAUAAGCACACACCAUGAGGGAAAUAAACCUUAUACAUGUAAACAAACAAUAAGAAAGGAGACUUUUAUAGUCUUUUUUUCCUAUUAAAUAAAACAUUGCUUUGCAAAAACAGAAGGGACAUUUCUUUUAAAAAAUCGUUUUAAAAGUUUGUUUGUUCAUGUUGGUCAUUAACAGAAAUUAAUAUCUUUAGUUUAAUAUUUCUAACUUACUUUUUAGACCUUUAUAAGCUAUUUAGCUAUUUGCAUAAUUAGGGUAGUCACAAUUACCUAUUUUGUUUUUGCAAACUAAUAAUUUCUUGUUCCAUGAAAGUAAUAAUAUUCGGCAGGAUUAACUUUAAUGUCAGUGUCACUGCGAAGAUUGUGAUCAUGCCUAGUUUCCAUGCCCCCCAUGUCAGCCCCACGUAGAGCCUCUCAACGACUGAAAACAAAAACAAAAAAAUUAGCAAUCUUCUUCUGUCAGAAAACGAAAAACAACCGGUUAUGCCUUACCUAUGCUAUAAACUACAGGAUUGUUAAGGCUGUCUAGACUGUUAGGAUGUCCAGUCCGCACUGCUGUUACUUGAGCAAACAUAUUCUAGAGAGGCAAUGUUUUAGAUGGUGAUCAUUCAGAGUUAAGAGAAUCAGCCCAGGCAUAUAGCCAGGAUUUGUUAACGGGGGUAUAUUUUGUGAAAAUGUGUAAAUUGAUGGUGAUUCUUUAAUAAGAAAAGACCCAUUUUUAAUGCCAAGCUAGGUGGGGUGUGCCAACGUAGGGGUCAACCCCUGGCUACGUAUCUGCAGGCAAAUGUCAAACAAGUGUAUAGCUGGUGGUUCAGAAGAUUCUUACUCCCUAGAUAUUUAUUUGCCUGUAAAAUAAAGUUAUGUCAAUACUAAAACUUACAUAUCCUUUAUCUAUCACAAAUGAUAUCUUCUCAGUAUUGAGAAGUCUUCUUUUGCUAGGAGGCGAGUGAUCUUCAUCAUCAAGCAGUUUUAUCAGGAAUUCACUAGGAGUCUUAAAGACAAAUAAAUAGUCACAUCUAAGAUAUAAAAA